Molecule: messenger RNA, 1519 nt
Organism: Mercenaria mercenaria
Lineage: Eukaryota; Metazoa; Mollusca; Bivalvia; Venerida; Veneridae
Exons: 3
Coding region: 293-841 (182 amino acids)
Source: RefSeq, a predicted model, not a curated record
UCGGACGUAAAUAAAUUGUUUUAUAAAGGCGUGUUUAAAGUUUUAAUAUAUUUUAAAGGUUUUAAAGUUAUUAAAUAAAGUAGUAGUGCAUAGACUUAGUUCAUUGGCAGUGGCAGCCUUUAUGCAUGGCUUGUGUGUGAAUCAGGAAAGUAACCGCGGGGCUCCUCUUGGAUGAUUUUAUUAAACAAAAUAUUAUGGUAGACGGAGUUUAUAAGGUUCAGUGGGGAAGGAAGGACGAGGUUGACACAGCGGUGGUGAUCGCAGCGGGCAGUGAGAAGGAGAUGAAGGCAGAAUGCAAGAAGUUACAACGCGAGCCUGUCGCACAUACCGCAACAUCCGUUGCUACGACGAAAACAAAGACUCCAAAGCCGAGACAGCCCGCCAGUGUGAUACGGUUGUAUCUCCACCUGGGUUUUACCCAGAGACAACUGUAACUGUGAGCGGUGGGUCAAUCACAGUGUCGACAUCAUCUCCGGUCAGCGCAGCAACGACAGGGGUACAGGCCGUUACUACAUCCGCCGUGACAACAGCCAUGUCUUCAUCAGCACUGACGGUUGUACCAGCCAUCACGUCAUCCGUCGUGAGCACAGAAAUAUCGACGCAAGCAGCAUCGCCGACGUCAGUCGAACCUGCCGUGCAUGCUGUGCCUUCAGGCGACACUCCAACAACAUCACGUCCUGGAUUCAUAAGCAGAACAGGCCGUCCAACGGGAUUUGGACCACUCCAGAGCAACUUGUUGGCAUUGGAGGCAUCCGUUAGGUCUAUGGCAGCGGAACAGAUUAACUUACGAAAGCUUUUCGAAGCCGAGAGACGCGAACGAAGGGAGAUGGAGGGGAAGUAAAAGUAAUGAGGGCUCUGCUAGAGAGCAUCGCGUGUAAGCUGGAAGAUAUGAAUAUCAACAACAACACCGUUAGGCCUACAAGCACCGACGAUCAGGAAGUGCCAGCUCAACACCAUAUUCCAAUUGAGGACCUUCGAGACCUUCACAAGGCGUCAUCUGGACCUGGGAACAUGGCGGCACAUCUAGUGCAACGUCUUUAUCCAGAACUUUUUGGAGUGACGAACUUACGAUAUAUGUACAGUUGGAAUGGCGGGGAAAUCUAAAUAAGAAAGAGCUGUGCGAGGAAGGAAGGUUGUUGUGCAGCAGUAUGUGUGUACGUUCUAUCCGGAGGUGAAAGACCAAAGACUGUGGAAGGAUGUUGUAGUUCCUAAGGUUAACGAACUUUUACGCCGUGUGAGCAGACAAGAACGUAAACAGAAAAAGCAGUCAACGACGUGCAAUCAAGAACAAAGUCCAGCACUCAGCAUGCCAGAUAUAAACUUUUCGUACGUGUCCGACGACUUUGUGUCAUAUAUGAACCUGUGAGAAAUAUGAGACUUUCGAAAGAAACAGCAUUGUACAAAGUUGCGUUUAAAUGAAUCUGUGUUCUUCUUAAUGUAUAUACAUGUCGUUUUUUUAUCCAAAAAAAUAACUAAAAUAGAGUACUCCGAUUUUUGCUUUACUUACAAAGACCCACUA